Austrofundulus limnaeus is the source of this 1099-nucleotide messenger RNA. RefSeq names its product protein yippee-like 5. NCBI's taxonomy places the organism in Eukaryota, Metazoa, Chordata, Actinopteri, Cyprinodontiformes, Rivulidae. The record is from RefSeq and is a predicted model, not a curated record.
AGACAGACAUCAUCUAGAAAGAUCUGUAGAUUUGCUGCAAAGAGACAAAAUGGGACGCAUCUUCCUCGAUCACAUUGGUGGGAGUCGCCUCUUCUCUUGUGCCAACUGUGACACCAUCCUGACCAACCGGGCUGAGCUCAUCUCCACACGCUUCACCGGCGCCACCGGCAGAGCUUUCCUCUUCAAUAAGGUUGUGAACCUGCAGCACAGCGAGAUCCAGGACAGAGUCAUGCUGACAGGGAGACACAUGGUGCGGGAUGUCAGCUGCAAGAACUGCAACAGUAAGCUGGGCUGGAUGUACGAGUUCGCCACGGAGGAAAGCCAGCGCUACAAGGAGGGCCGGGUGAUCCUGGAGAGGGCGCUGGUGAGGGAGAGCGAAGGCUUCGAACAUGCUCCCUCUGACAGCUCAUGAGUUUUCUCCAGUUUCUGUCACAAUACUUGAGUCGUGCACUUAGCAGCUUCGCCUCCAGCAGCAUUUGCACACACGUAUAUGAACAGUUAUUGUGAGUGCAAAAACACCAGGGUAAAAAGAAAAAUGGACGUUUUGUAGUGAAUUUAGAAAAAGGAGAGACUAUUAUUUUCCUACCUAACUUAAAAGUUCCUACAGUUCCAUUGUGGGCUCAGUAGGCGAGCUGUUGUUCAUGUGUGGUGGGAUGUUGGCCGCUGCUCUCAGAUGAGGAAUCUAUUCAAAGUAUUAAGUUCUUAACUGAAACUGUUGAGAUUAUCGCUGAUUAAGGAUUUAGUGCUGUUGUUUGCUUAAAUAGGGAAAAGUAUGUUACAAACCCCUAUAUUUCCAGUGUGUUUUCAGUGAGAUAUUUGGCAAAAAAAAAUGAUUGAUUUAAACAAUUAUUACAUUACUUCUCUAAGUAAAAUAAUAAAAAACGUCGUUUUAUGUUCUGCAGUAAACAGGGUUUUAGUUUUACCCCAGAAAAGGUUUAUUCUGUUAAUUUUAUUUUAUUACAGUACAUUUAUCACAGUAAAACAUGCUUAGUAUUUUAAUGUUACUGUCGCUGAGAUUUUUCUUUUUCUUUGCAGGAUUACAUUUAGUGCUGACAUGUUAUUUUUUUCCUCCAACAAAUAAAAGAGCUGAAUUUAUUUA